Egretta garzetta (little egret) is the source of this 2022-nucleotide messenger RNA. It is a transcript of the gene FAM8A1, whose product is annotated as family with sequence similarity 8 member A1. NCBI's taxonomy places the organism in Eukaryota, Metazoa, Chordata, Aves, Pelecaniformes, Ardeidae. The record is from RefSeq and is a predicted model, not a curated record. The transcript is spliced from 6 exons. The coding region runs from base 1 to 1017 and encodes 338 amino acids.
AUGUAUCCACCAGGUGGCAGAAACCAGCUGAGGCCCAGGCUCUCGCAAGCUCUUACUGUUAAUGAAAAAAUUCUGGACGACAGUUUGCAAAGGACGUGUAUACUGUUUGGCAAAAGAAGUGGGAAACUCUAUUCUCUAAAAGUCACUGUAAAAACAUUAAAAGAUGACUUUGAUAUUGAAAUUGUCAUCUUGGUAAAAAGAGAAGCUUUGAGGGAGAACGUUUUUAGUUGCUUUUUCUUUCUUUUUGAAGGGAAGGGAAUCAAGCUUCUGACCUUGCUGCUUGCUUUUGUGGCUUUGAGCAGCUGUUGUUUGAGCAAGGUUGUAACGCAAAGUAGCCUUCUCUUUAAUUGUGACCUGAUUCUGAGUUAUAGAUUGCUUCUAACAGAUAACUGCCAGUCAUUGGAAAAGAGGAUAUGGGCAAAGGCUGGACUGAAACGGUUCUUGGAUUUCUACCUAGUUCUUCAGGAACUAAUUCCAUAUGUUAAAGGUCGGGAGUUCAUUAUCCCUUCGCUGGCACACAGGUUCAUAGCAGAGAUGGUGGAUUUUUUUAUUCUGUUCUUCAUAAAGGCAACCAUCGUUUUAAGUAUUAUGCACCUCAGUGGAAUAAAGGACAUCUCUAAGUUUGCCAUGCAUUACAUAAUAGAAGAAAUAGAUGAAGAUACGUCCAUGGAAGAUUUGCAGAAAAUGAUGAUAGUAGCUCUCAUCUACAGGCUGUUAGUCUGCUUCUAUGAGAUCAUCUGUAUUUGGGGCGCGGGUGGAGCAACCCCAGGGAAGUUCUUGCUUGGACUGCGAGUUGUGACAUGCGACACAUCUGUACUUAUUGCGCCCAGCCGUGUGUUAGUCAUUCCAUCUUCUAAUGUCAGUAUGACAACGUCCACAAUACGAGCUUUGAUCAAGAAUUUUUCUAUCGCUUCAUUUUUUCCUGCCUUCAUUACACUGCUGUUUUUCCAGCAUAACAGAACAGCCUAUGAUAUCGUAGCAGGGACCAUUGUGGUAAGAAGAAACGGAGUCAGAUGAUACCAAAAGAUGCGAUUUCCAGACUGGUUUUGAACAUCCCCUCCCGCCCCCAGUGAACAAAGACCUACCCCAAACCUGAAAUCGAGGUGUCUAGCAGAAUCUUUUGCCCAAAGGAAAUGGGAACUGAUUCAGAAGCUAAAGGAAAUGUUUUACUCCGGUAUGAUGCCAGCAGCUACCUUCAAAGUAUUGGAGUUUUCAUAAAUGCCAAAGAAGUUUGGGAGAAACAAUACGUAUUAAAUCUGGAAGUAUUAACCACCGAUGGGUGAGAAAGUAAGUGGCUGUGUUAACUUCAGAAAGGAGCCGUUCUGUUCCUCAGUCUGUGGCAAGCAGAUGCCUAGAAAUACUCCACCCUAAAAGAAAUGUCGCUCCUACUGUUUUGGAUGUUGGCAGGUAACUAGAAAAUCCAGUCGCCUAAGUCACACAAUAAACCCAGAGGGGAAGAGAACUGCAGUAUUAGGGAAAAUCACGUUGAUUAAAUUGCCACGCGUGUAGAAAGAGACGAGCGGUGUUACUCAUGUCCCGUAUUAUUGCUUCGCAGAUGAUAUUCCCUCACCUCUUGAAGUAUUUUAUCAGAACAUUGAUGUGAAAAGUUUUUUGCAUGACUGUCUUUAAGCAUUGUCACUUACUCCACGUCAAAGCUAAUGAAGAGGUGAAAUACUAGCUGCUUUUACUCUGGGAAAGGGUAUGUUACGCUGCAGUGUUAGCGGACUGGCGUGUGUAAAUAAUUCUGGAGCUGUGAACAGUACCGAUCACGCUAAGGAAAGGUAACUCUCUUGCUUCUGUUUGGAGUGAAAGCACUUGUCUAUUUCUUGCAUAUAAUACCAAGCAAAACAAGGGAAUGUGUUUCAGGAGCAUGCAGAAAACAUUAACUGAAACCUGUUACGGGUGUAAAGCUAGGGAAGUACAAAUACUGGUUAUUUUCACUUUAUAAUUCUGCCUAAUUGUUUGUAUAUUCAGAGUAACUUAAAUACUGAAUAAAGAAGCCUAAUAUUUUGCAUGAUUACA